Messenger RNA from Ictalurus furcatus (blue catfish), 4744 nucleotides. It is a transcript of the gene wnt6b, whose product is annotated as wingless-type MMTV integration site family, member 6b. Gene Ontology annotation, biological process: canonical Wnt signaling pathway; multicellular organism development; neuron differentiation. NCBI's taxonomy places the organism in Eukaryota, Metazoa, Chordata, Actinopteri, Siluriformes, Ictaluridae. The record is from RefSeq and is a predicted model, not a curated record. Gene Ontology annotation, molecular function: cytokine activity; frizzled binding. The transcript is spliced from 4 exons. The coding region runs from base 364 to 1425 and encodes 353 amino acids. Gene Ontology annotation, cellular component: extracellular region.
AGCCGCUGGGGAAACACUGACAGAUUCACAGUGAAGCAGCACCGGUGUGAGGGCAGCUCACUGAAUCCCACACAGCUGCUGGAAGACUCGAUUUCUCUGUGGAGUUUAUUUAUAAUUAAAUUUUUUAUGGGUUUUUUUAUUAUUAUUACUUUUUAUUUAUACCCAGUAUAUCUUCUCUUCUUCUACUGGGCAAAAACAUGCUGUCAUGCGGGAUGAGUGUGUAGGAGGAAUAAGAAGAUUGGAGAAAGUGCGCACUCUUUAGCACUGUUCAGAAGUGCAAAAGGCUCCACACACACACACACACACACACACACACACAGGAGUUUAGGAUCAUCAUCAUCAUCAUCAUCCCUAACUCCUGCCAUGCACUCUCAGUACCAGCUCGCGCUCUUCUUCAUCCUGCUCUGCCCAGUCAACAUCAUCGGCAUGUGGUGGGCAGUGGGCAGUCCCCUGGUCAUGGAUCCUAACAGUAUCUGCAGGAAGACGAAGCGUUUGGGCAGUAAGCAGGCCGAUCUGUGUCAGAACCAUCCGGAAAUCGUGACAGAAGUGGUGAAAGGAGCGAGGCUUGGAGUGAGAGAGUGUCAGUACCAAUUCCGCUUCCGCCGCUGGAACUGUACCAGCCACAACAAGUACUUCGGAAAAAUCCUACAACAGGAUAUCCGGGAGACGGCGUUCGUGUACGCCAUCACGGCAGCCGGAGUGACUCAUGCAGUAACUCAGGCCUGCAGCAUGGGGGAGCUUCUGCAGUGUGGCUGUGAGGCUCCACCCCCUCGUCGGGCCGAAACUCCACCCAUUGUCGAUGGGGCAUGGGAUGGGGGCGGGGCCUGGGAGUGGGGCGGUUGUGGAGAUGAUGUGGAGUUUGGCUACGAGAAAUCCAAACAGUUUAUGGAUGCCAAGCGCAGGAAGGACAAGAGUGACAUCCGCACCCUCAUCGACCUGCACAACAACGAGGCUGGACGCCUGGCAGUGAAGAACUACAUGAGGACUGAAUGCAAAUGCCACGGGCUGUCGGGUUCCUGCACACUGCGUACCUGCUGGAAGAAGUUGCCUCGGUUCCGGGAAGUGGGCAAUCGUCUUCUAGAGCGCUUCAAUGGUGCAUCAAAGGUGAUGGGAGGCAAUGAUGGAAAAACAUUGAUCCCUGUUGGCCAGAACAUUAAAGCUCCAGAUAAACAGGAUCUGAUCUAUUCAGCUGAGUCGCCUGACUUCUGUCUUCCAAACAGGAAAACAGGUUCUCCAGGGACCAGGGGGAGAACCUGCAACAGCACGGCAUUGGAUGUGAGUGGGUGUGACCUGCUGUGCUGUGAGAGAGGGUAUAGAGACGAAGAAGUUGUUCUGGAAGAGAACUGCCUCUGUCGGUUCCACUGGUGUUGCGUUGUUCAGUGUAAAAAGUGUUCAGUCCGCAAGGAACUGAGCCUCUGUCACUAAGUUCUUACCUGGUGGACAACCUAGAAAUAUAUUGUCCUGUUGAUGUUCGCAGUCCCAGAUUACCUGGCUUGUCUGCUUGGGGACUGGAUCACUGAAUCCAGAACAAUGACUGUCUUGCUAUAGAACUUCAAUUGUGCACUCUCCUGACUGAAUUCCAGAUUACUGCUUCAUCAGUUGGAGAAUCUACAUCAUGCGCUGUUCCAGAACAUGAUUUAUCUGCAGAGGAUUCAUUAAAUGUGAACUGUUCUGUUGAUGGGUCUAGAUAAACCAUUCACUUGCAGGGGAAUCUAGAUCACAGAGGACCUUCUUGGAUCAUAUGCUGUAUCCAGAUGGUUCCAUUAUACUAAUUGAUCAAUUGGAGAAUCUAGAACAUAUAUAAGCUGGCUUGUGGCAGAGUAACAAUCAAACCCAGACACGUCUGCUUAAGUUCUAGACUUGCCUUUCAACAUUCUUCAAUACGACAUGUUCUGAUGGAGCUUUUCCACGCUGACUCAGCUGGUGGAUAUUUUUGAAUGCUGACUAAUUUUUAUGAACAUGGUUUUUCAAACAUGAUUUACUUUUACAAAUCCCAAUCUCCAAUGGGGACUGUUGAAGUUCCAAGUCAUUGGCUGUUCUAGUGAAAAAUCUGGACUGCUUUGUUAAAGAACUCUUAAGGUGCUGAAUCAAGAUCGCUGACGUGAUGUUCCACAACAUGGCUCACUUGCAGAAUGAUCUAAAAUGCACACUCUUCUGAAGAUGUUCUAGAGUAUUGACUUACCUAAUGGAGAUUGGAUAACAGUGACUCAGUAGGUGUAGAAUCUAGAACAUGAACUCACUUCUUGUUGUUACAGAAUGUGACUUCUGCAGAGGGAUGACCAAAGAUGGACUCUUUGCUUGAAAUUCUAGACAACACAAAAACAUCUUCUGUUUAAGUUACAAAACACAGACUCAGCAGAUGGAGCUCUAGAACCCCGAGUCUUCUAACGGAGCUUUACCAACCUGACUUAUCUAGAGGAAAAUCUAGGGGAGAAAAAUACUUGUAAAGUUCUCAAAGUCUAACUCACCAGAUGGAGAAUUUCCAGUGCUGACUGACAUUCCAAGUGGAAAUACUAGAAUCUGUACUGUUUAAAUCACUGACUCCCUUGCAGAACCUGAUUUUUUUCUCAAGAAGGUUCUGUAAUAUAACUGGGAGUAAAUAGACAUUUUAAUACUCCAAAGUUAAUACUGCACUGUUCUCCUAAGAAAGAACUUCAAAACACCAAUGUUUAUUUGUUUGAUAGUUCAUUUGCCAAAACCCUUGCAGUCCAAGUACAGUCAUCAGUGAUGAUUGGUUCUGCCAGGCAUUAAAAAAAGCAUGCAUAUGUUCCUUUGUGCAUGUUUUAAUUGAGUAAAAACAAACAUUGAGAGAUUUGUGGAGAAAAUAUUUGUUGUGGCUCUGUGAAGAAUGCGCAGCGUCAAGACAAAGAACAAAGACUUCUAUUUAUACACAAUAACAUGGCGACUACUAACAGAAUGAGAUGUUUCUGGAAUAUUUUGUCCAAAGCACUUUGAAUAUAAGAACUAUGCACAUUGUACUCAUGUUUAAUCAUUUUUUCAUGUUUAAAACAGCAAUAUGUAAACACCCCUUUAUUUUUAUAGUUUUUUUUAUUACUAUUAUAUUCUUCAGUUAUUUAAUACAUAGAGCUUUUAUUUGGCAGUGGCAUGAUGGCAGUUUUGUUUUCAAACCUUCUAUUCUUUUUUUUUAUUGAUUUUAGAUCACAUCCGUGUCAAUUAAGCAAAUCUGACACUGCUCACACUACUAUGUAUGUUUUUACUACAAAUAGAAGACAUUGGGGUGUAAAAGUUGUAUUUUGAUAUCCAACCCACGAUUGUCUAUUUGCAAGAAUUUCCAUGAGCUCCUGUUGAAAGUCAUAAAUGUUUGAAAAUUACAGUGUAUAAAAAUGAACAUAGCAUUUCUUGUAUUCAAUCCAACAAAGUCACUGCUACGUUUUCUUGAAGAGAAGGAAACUGAAUCUCGUGAAGUCAAAACAAUGUUGACGUGAGUGCAAGAGAAUCUUCAUUUACAUGACCAGGUUGAAGUGACACACAUCUGAUUUUUUGAUUGAACAUGACACUGGUCUGAUUUUUUAAAUUUUUUUUCCAGAACUGUGUGGAUGCAAAUGUCUGAUCUUUUCAAAUCAGACUUGAGCCACUUUUGUAAGUGGGCCUAGAUCGGGUACAUAUCUGACAUGUGGCCAUGCGACAUGAAUGAGAACAGUCAGACUGGGAUUCAUGUGUUUUUUUUUCCCUUGCAGAUGCACAUACUGUAUCACUGUCAGUGUCAGUGUGCAGUAUCAGCAGUGAUUAUAUCCAGCGUGAAAAUGUGGGAAUUGGUGAUUGGGUUGAUUAUUUGGAGAAAUUAAUGAAGCAAAACUGCCGGGAACUGAAACUGAAUGGUGCUCAACAAACCAAUGUGCACGUGUGGGGCAUUUCAGAGGGCAGAUGGGUUCACACUUAAGGUUAUGAACGAGGCUCAUCAGUGAACUGACAAUGAUCCAACAGGUCCGAUCUAAGACAAUGAAACUUGUGAUGAGCAUAAACUUGAAAAACAUGAUGAGUGAAGUGUUAACCUGCAAUCACAAAAAAUCACAGAACCUACAUCACGUGACAUUUAAGUUGUGACUUUUCACAUUUUACACAAUGGCUUUGGUUAAUUAAUCGGCGUAAUCCUAUAGCACAGGUUUUCAUGGAAGAAGGUGGGUUCAUUGGAACACUUGGAGAGGUUGGGGCUUGGGCCUAUAGUUUCAUUUAGAUAUUUAUUUAAAGCUCUGAAAAAGCCUGGUUAACCUUGCCAAUAAGGAAUUUACCAAUUGUCAUUUAAUUGCACUGUAAAUGUCAUACAAUUUUUAGCCAUCCAUAUAACCUAAUUAACGUGACAAAGUAUAUUAAAGAUAAUAAUGGACUUGCACCUAUUCAGAGAGAAAUGUAUUCUUUUGGUUUGCUAGCUAGUUGGUUUGGGUUGCACAUAAUUAAACAAUGAAACAAAAAAAGAGAGUAAAAAAUCAUUGCCUGAGUGGCAUUUAGGGCUGAAAACAUCCUCAUGAAACUCAUAGACAUUGCUCAGAAAAGGGUAAAUAGACCUUUUAGCAAGUGUGUAUAGGUUUCACAAAAAUCACCCAAGCAUGGAGAACAUGGAGCCGGUGCUCAAUAAAUGAUUAGAUACCUACAGUGUCCUCUGAACGUAUUGCAAAAGUAAUGCCAAUUCUUUUGAUUUUGCUGUAAACUGAAGACAUUUGGGUUUAAGAUAUAUAUCAGACUAUAGAUCAGAAUUUCAGUUUUCAUUUCCUGAUAUUUACAUCUA